This is a messenger RNA of Trichobilharzia regenti, 501 nucleotides long. The record is from the annotation of a GenBank genome assembly. Lineage: Eukaryota; Metazoa; Platyhelminthes; Trematoda; Strigeidida; Schistosomatidae.
AUGGACUUGAAAACUGAGAAUAAUUCAUAUGAUUUGAAUGAUAAUAAUCAUGAAUCGAGUAACACAAAGGUUAAUCAAGUUAUAGUGAACACUAAUCAUUCAUUAUGUAAUUCUACUGAAUUAUUGAUCGAGUCUAUCGAUCAGUCUUUACCAUGGAAUUUUGAACAAUCUAUUAAAGAUAUGAUUUUAGACAUUGAAGAAAUGAACCAUGAGAAAACAUCAAAUUCUGUUUACAUUCAUUCAAAACAGUGUACACUGUUGUGUUGUAAUGAUAUGAGUUCAUCCAAAUGCUUCUCCACCUCUUCUUCAGCUGGGAAUGAUGACGUAAUUGAUUGCAAUGGUGACAAUCAUAAUAAUGACAAACCUAGUGAUAGGCAUAAUACUGAUAAUAAUCGCAUCAGUGAUAUAAUUUCUGCUUCUUAUAAUACGACAAUGUUGGAUGCUGAUAUUGCCAAUGUGAUAGCAUCGAUAAAAAGUGAGUUUCAACAGAUGCUUCCUUGA